Molecule: messenger RNA, 2697 nt
Organism: Volvox carteri f. nagariensis
Lineage: Eukaryota; Viridiplantae; Chlorophyta; Chlorophyceae; Chlamydomonadales; Volvocaceae
Exons: 8
Coding region: 1-2697 (898 amino acids)
Biological process (GO): positive regulation of transcription by RNA polymerase I; positive regulation of rRNA processing
Cellular component (GO): nucleolus
Molecular function (GO): protein binding; RNA binding
Source: RefSeq, a predicted model, not a curated record
AUGGUUGGUGGAGGCAUUUUAAGCAGACGUCCUGGAACUCUUUCUGGAGAUGGAAAGCUUCUCCUUUGCCCUUGUGGCCGGCUAGUUAACAUCUAUAGCGCCGUCACCGGCGAGCGAGUAGGUGUGCUCGUCGGCCACACGGAUGAGGUUACGGGCGUUGUGCUGGAUCCUGAGAACGAUGACCAGGCAUAUUCCUGUUCUCUGGACUGCACCGUACGGCUUUGGGAUUACCGGUCGGGUGAGGAGCUGCGGAGGCUGGUGGUUCGGGAGUCCGUCAAGUACAUGGUCAUCCAAAAGGAGCUGGGAGUGGCGUACUUUUCCGUACAGCUACGGGAGGGUGGUGGGCGUGUCAUGCUGUACAAUAUCCGUACCGGCAAGUUUAGCGGCAAUGCGCUCAAGACCCGGUCUGCAGGGCCGCUGGUGCUCAGCCCCGCGGGUACCCUGGCCGCCACUAUUGACCGCCACUCCCUAUUUGUGUGGCGUACGGGAACUGAUGUACACCAGCCCCUCAACCUGCAUCACACCAAGCCCUACACGUGUCUGGCCCUCUCCCCGGACGACUCCCUGAUUGCGGCGGGUGAUGUGAGUGGCCGCAUCCUCCUGUGGCGCUCCUUCGAACACUCCGUACCCGCAGCUCUGCGAGACGGGGAGCACUCGGGCAAGGCACACCCUGCCGUACAGCCCCCUCUAACCACACUGCACUGGCACGCACACCCCGUGGGAGCGCUGGCCUUCUCACCGGACGGCACGUACCUCUUGUCAGGUGGCCAGGAGGGGGUGUUGGUGUUGUGGCAGUUGGACAGCAACCGCCGGACCUUCCUGCCGCGCCUGGGGGGCCCCAUCGUGGGCCUGCACCCCUCGCCUGCUGACCCCGCCAAGCACGUUGUACGGCAGGCCGACAAUAUCGUACGUGUAGUGAACGCGGCGACGAUGAAGGUGGAGAUGUCCGUGGUGGGGCUGCAGCCGCCGCCCGCAUCGUUGUCGCCGCCGCCGGCGGGCGCCGGCGGCGCCGCCGCCGCAGUGGUGGCGUCGGGCUCGCCAGCAGCGGCGGCGAUGCUGGGGCCUGGCGGCGGUGGCAGCGGCGGCGGCGGCGUGCUCCUUCUAUCUUGCGAAAACGCUCAGCUGCAAUUUUACGACUUGUCACGAGACCGGCACAUAAGGCUGUUGCAGGUGGCGCCACGUAAUGCGGUUUCAUUGACGGAGCCGACAGCCGGCGCCGCCGUCGCGGCGCGGGGGACAGGGCCCCCGGUCCCCGUCGAGUCUCCACUGCCUCCGUACGUGUCACUACUGGCGCUUAGCUUCGAUGGCUCUGUUCUGGCGACCGUAGAUGUCAGGCCCGACGCCGGGCCGUACGGCUCCACGGAGGCCUGCCUCAAAUUCUGGGACACCGGAUCCGGCUCUGGUUCCAGAUCCGAAUCCUCGCCAUUCUCUCUUAAUACUCGUGUGGAUGAGCCCCACCGAGACGUCGUGACGUCACUCUCGUACCACCCCCGCCGCCACAUGGCCGUUACAACGGGGGGGUUGGGAACGGACUCGGAAUUUAAAGUAUGGGUUCAAGAGCGGCGACGGCCAGAGAGCAGCGGCGGCGGUGGCAGCCGCCGCCGCCGCCGCCGAGGCCCCAGUGUCGCGGAGACAAGUUGGCGCUGCCGGAGCACAGGCGGGUACAAGGGCUUGCCGCUGGCGGCGGCGACAUUCAGCACUGACGGGAGCGUACUGGCGGUGGCGGCGGGUGCGCGGGUGACGCUAUGGGACGCCGAGAGCAACGCGCUUGCGGCUGUGCUGCCGGCGGCGGAUACGACGGCGGCAGGGGAACCGUCAGCGGCGCCGCCGCUGACGCAGCUUGUUUUUGUCCCCGGGACGCCGCUCCUGGCGGCCGCAUCGCCGUCGUGUCUGGCGGUAUACAACCUGCUGACGGCUGCAGUCCACUGGUGCCUGCCGCUUAACGCCAUUUCCAUCAGCGCCGACGCGGCCUACGGCUUGCUGGCGGUGGCAAUUCCGGUGGCACCUGCGGCGCAACAGCAGGCGGCGGCAGCAGCAGCCGCUGCCGCUGCGCCUACGACGCGGGGCGCCGCGGCGCCCGGCGCCGCUGAUGCCACUGCGAUAGCUGCGGUACCGGCAGCAGCAUCCACGGCAACAGCCGGGAAGGGCGCAGCGCGGCACCAGCCGCCCCGGCCGCCUCCCCCAAGUUGCCACGUGGUCGUGUUUGAUCCUCGGGACGCGACACCUCGCUACCACUGCCACGUGGCUGGGGCCGCACACGUGCACAUCGCCCACCUGCAGGGCCCCGGGGGGACGGUGGCGGCAGCUGGCGGGUUCGAGGCGGUUCAGGGCUGCAAUCCGCUCUUCAUCCUUCGUGACAACCGACAGUAUUCCCUAGCAGCGCUUCCAGCAUCCAAAGCCCUCCAUCUGGAUGCAGUCGGGCUUCAAGGACGAGCAGCGACCCCUCUGGAGCGAGGUCAGCAGCUAUCCGCGUUCGAGGCGGUCUUUGGGCGAACCACGGGUCGGCAAGAGGCUGGUGGACCUGGCGGCGCCGCGCCCAUGGACGUGGACAUGGCUGCAGUUGCCGCCGGGGCAGGGUCCGGCUCGGGCGGCCGACCUCGCUGGGCUCAGCUGUUCGAUGCGCCCUCUCACGUGUUACCCCCUCCCACUGCACUUGCGAGCGCCUUCCUGACGUUACUAACGACGGCGGAUCCGUGA